Messenger RNA from Vitis riparia (riverbank grape), 2280 nucleotides. RefSeq names its product pentatricopeptide repeat-containing protein At1g80270, mitochondrial-like. Lineage: Eukaryota; Viridiplantae; Streptophyta; Magnoliopsida; Vitales; Vitaceae. Gene Ontology annotation, cellular component: mitochondrion. The record is from RefSeq and is a predicted model, not a curated record. Gene Ontology annotation, molecular function: protein binding.
UUUAGGGUUUAAGGAAGGGCGAGGGUUUGGGUAGGAAGAGGGUUUAUAAACAUCACUCACGCCUCCUUUUCGUUGUCGUGGUUUACUCCAACUUCACACCAAAAGCCCUUCAGCAUCACCAUGUGGGCGCUUCGUCGAUCCUCUAAUCGUCUCAAGAACCAGGGAUUUAGCAUAGGAACUUUGCAAGCUUGUCAUGCUAAAUCAGAAAUGCUAAGUACUUACUACAAAGACAUGACGGGUAUUUGCAAGUCUCCUCAAGUGAUAAAUGAUUGCCAUCUGAGUUCGAGGACAUUUUACCACCCAACAGAUAUUUAUUCAGUUUUCUCUAUGGGAAGCUGCAGUUUUUCUUCACAGGCUGGUGCCAAAAGCAGCGGAGAGGAAGAUGAUUUGGAAGAUGGGUUUUCUGAACUUGAAGCAUCUGGUAAUGCUGGUGGGUUUCAGGACAGUGAUGCAGAGAGUGAACAUGAAGACGAAUUACUUUCUGAUCCCAAAUCUGAUGAUGAUGAGAUAGAAUCUACACAAAAUGAGCUGGAACCGCUAGAUACUGAUACUGAUGUAAGUGAGAAAAGAUCACCCAGGAAAAGGGUGUCUUCAGAACUUUUCAAGGCUAUCAUGGCUGCUUCGGAUCAACCUAUUCACAGUGUCCUUAAUAAGUGGGAUCAAGAAGGAAAGGAUAUGAGCCAUGCAGAGAUUGCACAGACCAUGCUUAAUCUUCGGAAAAUUCGGAUGUUUUUGAAGGCCUUGCAGUUCUCAGAGUGGAUGGAAGAACAUAAGAAGCUUGAUAUGGUUGAGAGAGAUUAUGCUUCUCGUGUUGAUUUGAUUGCCAAGGUACGUGGUCUUCAGAAGGCAGAGCACUACAUUGAAAAGAUUCCCAAGUCUUAGGGGGAAUUGGUCUACCGAACUCUCCUGGCUAAUUGUGUUUCAACCACCAAUGCGAAGAAAGCAGAGGAAGUAUUCAACAAAAUGAAGGACCUUGGGUUCCCAAUUACAACCUUUGCUUGCAACCAGUUGCUCCUCCUCUACAAGAGGAUUGACAAAAAGAAAAUAGCUGAUGUACUUUUACUAAUGGAGAAGGAAAAUGUCAAACCCUCUCUCUUCACCUACGGACUCUUAAUAGACACCAAAGGUCAAAGCAAUGACAUUACUGGAAUGGAACAAAUUGUUGAGACAAUGAAGGCUGAAGGGAUUGAACCUAACCUUCAAGUACAAUCCAUCUUGGUUAGACACUAUGUCUUUGGUGGGCUCAAAGAAAAAGCUGAGGCAAUUUUGAAGGAGAUGGAAGGAGGCAACUUAAAAGAGAACCGUUGGGUUUGCCGGGUUUUGCUUCCUCCUUAUGCAGCCCUUGGAAAGGCUGAUGAUGUGGAGAGGAUAUGGAAGGUCUGUGAGUCAAAUCCCCGGCUUCCGGAGUUUGUUGCUGCCAUUGAAGCUUAUGGGAAGUUGAAGAAAGUCGAAGAAGCUGAGGCAAUAUUUAACAAGAUGUCAAAAACAUUUAAGAGGCUGUCCUCAAAACAUUAUUCUGCAUUAUUGAAAGUUUAUGCGGACCACAAAAUGCUUAUCAAGGGGAAAGAUCUUGUGAAGCAGAUGUCUGAUAGUGGGUGCCGGAUUGGACCAUUGACUUGGGAUGCACUUGUGAAGCUUUAUGUGGAAGCGGGGGAGGUGGAAAAGGCGGACAAAAUUUUGCAGAAGGCAAUGCAACAAAGCCCGAUAAAGCCAAUGUUUAGUACCUAUAUGGCUAUUAUGGAUCAGUAUGCAAAGAGGGGUGAUAUCCAUAAUUCUGAAAAAAUGUUUCACCAGAUGAGACAGUCUGGUUAUGUGUCUCGGCUUCGGCAGUUCCAAUGUCUAAUCCAGGCUUACGUAAAUGCCAAGGCUCCAGCUUAUGGGAUUAAGGAGAGGAUGAAGGCAGAUAAUAUAUUCCCAAAUAGAGUAGUGGCAGGACAGUUAGCUCAGGUAGAUGCAUUUAGGAAAUCAGCAGUGUCUGAUUUGCUCGAUUGAGGAUUUUGAUGGCUUUCUUUUAGGAUGCAUUUGGGUUGGGUUUCCAGAAACUCACUGAAGAUGGUUAGCGUCAAUGUUUUGCUAAUUUUAUUGUCAACUUAUUUAUCAAUACACAUUGUUACAUUUACUUAUUUGUAGGUUGAACUGUUUAGGCUGUCCAUGUUCGCCCCUUUAUGUUUUUAACAUAUUUCCGUAAGUUCGUUCAUAUUAGCAAAUUCCGCCAGUUUUGUCUGUAUGAGAUGCUUUUAGUUUGAAGAUAAAAUGGGUGACCAACCGUAUUUAGCUGGC